Tachysurus fulvidraco (yellow catfish) is the source of this 2581-nucleotide messenger RNA. RefSeq names its product aquaporin 11 (gene aqp11). The coding region runs from base 76 to 903 and encodes 275 amino acids. The transcript has 3 exons. The record is from RefSeq and is a predicted model, not a curated record. Gene Ontology annotation, molecular function: channel activity. Gene Ontology annotation, biological process: transmembrane transport. NCBI's taxonomy places the organism in Eukaryota, Metazoa, Chordata, Actinopteri, Siluriformes, Bagridae. Gene Ontology annotation, cellular component: membrane; cytoplasm.
CUAAAGGCGUAACGGUAAAGUUACAGAACUGGUCUGAUAAUGAAAGAGAUGUGACGGUGACGGGAAUCUGCGGAAAUGUCUGUCGUGUCGGUAUCUCUGUGUGUGCUCGGGGGGAUCGUCAUUGUGUGUGAGAUUGUGAGGAGAGCGAUUCCAAGCCUGUUCUCUGGGAACAGGAGAGAUUGUGGAAUCUACACUGCGGAGAUCAUUUCUACGGUUCAGCUUUGCGCAUGCGCUCACGAGUUAAAGCUUCUGUCAGAAGAUGCGCCUGAAAUCGCUCUAAGCCUCACCUACGUUGUGUCGGUGAUCCACGCGCUGACGUUCCGCGGCGCUACCGGUAACCCAAAUGCGACGCUCGAGCGCUACUGGUGUAACUCUCUGGAUGGCGCAUGCGCACUGCGGAGGACCGCGUGCCAAUUUGCUGCGUCCGUGGCUGCUUCUUUGGCCAUGCGCCGCACGUGGGCUUUCGGAUUCUCGGAUCUACACGCGCGCCAUGAGCGAGCAGGCUUCACGUGCGCGAGUCCGAUCGCUAACGUGCAUCUGCUGCAAGCCGUGACCGUGGAGCUCGCGUGCGCAUUUGUUGUGCACGUAGCCGUGACUCUCACGCGCGGUGUGGAAGAAAAGUACAGAGUGCACGCUGUAGCCGCCGUGAUCACUACAGUGGUGUAUGCAGGUGGCAGCACAACAGGAGCUGUGUUCAACCCAGCACUGGCUUUCUCAGCACAGUUCCCCUGCACUGGCAGCACAUUUGCAAAGAAUGGGCUUGUCUACUGGCUGGGACCCGUUUUAGGCAUGGCAUGCUCUCUCCUGCUGUUUAAUAAAGUCGGUAUGGCUUUCACAACAAAGAGCCCACCACACAAGGACCAGAACCUUCAUGCUGUCAAGAAGAGAAAGAAGAGAAACUGAACAAAAAUGGAAGCAUGAACAUUGUUUCUUCGCUCAAUUUUUUAAAUGCUGGAUAAUGUUUUAAAAUAUUGAUUUUGCACAGGAGCAUAGGAAGGUAUCUGUUUUUAGCAGGACUUGAAAUAGGUGUUGGUUUGAAUGGGGUAUUUUAUUUUAUCUUACAUCCUAUAAUGGUGAGAAGAGUUAGAACGUAAAUGUACAUAUACAUACUGAAUAUAUAAUUAUCUAACAAUAGAUUUAAUUAAUAAACAGCUGCUAGUGCUGCUAGACAUUACAGCAAAAAGUAACUGGAAAUUAGUAGCACAAACAACACACUACAGGUCAAGAGCCCAGAGUUUGCAUGAAUUUAAUGUGAAUUAUCAUAACUUAAAUAAUAGGUGGAUAUACAGGUGUGAUGUUUAUGGUGUGUAUGGAGUUCAUUAAUCUUUACUCUAUACCCCUAUACGGCAGACGAUAUCCAUGACGGACAUCAACGGAGAAAUGAAUGUUAUAUCAACUACUGUUUAAACAGUUUCACAGCUGCAGUUUAUAAAAAGUGUUGAACGUCAUCUUUUUUGAUAGUGAAGAUGUGUUCAUUGUACGAGUUAGCCUUAAGCACAUACCGUGAAACAUUACAAAGCAAGAAAAUAGGUUGUUUUUAUGUUCAGACCUAUCCAUUGUUUAUACAUCAUAUUCCUAUUCGAGUAUGUUUUAAAAAGUGUAUCUUUGUAUUACACUGCAACAUUCCUUAACCCAGAAAUGUGUGAUGGAUUAGCUUUAGAGUUAACAUUUUUAAAAAGGUAUUUAGAGUUUCAACCAUGACAACAGGUAUGUCUCAAUUAGCAUGCUAGCUAACACGCUAGGUGGUGAAUCACUGUGUUGUGCACACUAUGUUAGGACACUGACAUGGAUGCUGGAUCACUAAACAUUUGGGCACUGAUGAGUCAAAUUCUUAAAAAGUGUAAAAACCCAAACAUAUAAAAUAUUUCUUAUUUAUAAAUUAUCUAAAUCUAGCUUAAUCACACACAGGUCUCUCAUGGUCCUUCUGGCCGGAUCUGAAGCUAGUGAGUGGAUUUUUUUUUUAUAUGAUUAAACACUUCAAAAUUGUUAGGCUCAAGUCGUAUAUAAUGUAGAACAUAUAAAUUAAAGUUUAAACUUGAUCAUUUAAGAGCUUCAACCACAACAAUGACAAGCUUAAUAGAUUGUAUAAUGAAGUUCGGUUUGUCCGUUUUCUUUCAAGCUGAGAAGCUUCAGAAAAUAUGACCUCAUUCAUUUCCAGUGGAGGAACAUAGUAGGCAAAGAUGUUUCCUGGUUUUUCAGUGCAGGAAGUGAAUGUUCAUGAAGCCUUGAAGGACUUUGUAAUGAUGAGGGACAGUCAUUUCUCUGACAGCUAAACUCGGAGUUGAUUGAGCCACACAUGUUUGUUUGUUUCGAUUCUGAGCUAUUUUAUCUGACAAGUAAUUAUUCCUCAGAACUAUUCCUUGAAUAUCACCGACUACUAAUUAUACGCACAUUAUUGCUGGAAUUUCUGGCCAGGGAUGAAAUCUGCCAGUAGUGUGAAGUGAGAAAUUCUGAGUGAAUAUCUAAUAAAGCACAAUUCUAAUACCUCUUAUAUACAGACACUGGACCAAGCUAACUUCAUCAAUACUUAUUUCAAUGCUAAUAAAUGUCUUGCAAUAAAGGAAUGGCAACAUACAGCAAA